ACCAUGCCCAGCUAAUUUUUUUGUAUUUUCCGUAGAGACUGGGUUUCACCGUGUUAGCCAGGAUGGUCUUGAUCUCCUGACCUCGUGAUCUACCUGCCUCGGCCUCCCAAAGUGCUGGGAUUACAGACGUGAGCCACCUCGCCCAGCCUUUUCAUGGCUGAGUGAUAUUCCAUUGUGUGGAUGGAUCACACUAGCUACUCUGACCCAUGGAUCCCCUGGGCCCAGCCAAGCCACAGUGGCUGUGGCGCCGCUGUCUGGCCGGGCUGCUGUUUCAGCUGCUGGUGGCUGUGUGUUUCUUCUCCUACCUGCGUGUGUCCCAAGACCAUGCCACUGGAUCCCCUAGGCCAGGGCUUAUGGCAGUGGAACCUGUCACCAGGGCUCCCAAUGGGUCCCGCUGCCAGGACAGCGCGGCGACCCCUGCCCACCCCACCCUCCUGAUCCUGCUGUGGACGUGGCCUUUUAACACACCCGUGGCUCUGCCCCGCUGUUCAGAGAUGGUGCCCGGCGCGGCCGACUGCAACAUCACUGCCAACUCCAAUGUGUACCCACAGGCAGAUGCGGUCAUCGUGCACCACUGGGAUAUCAUGUACAACCCCAGUGCCAACCUCCCGCCCCCCACCAGGCCGCAGGGGCAGCGCUGGAUCUGGUUCAGCAUGGAGUCCCCCAGCAACUGCCGGCACCUGGAAGCCCUGGACGGAUACUUCAAUCUCACCAUGUCCUACCGCAGUGACUCCGACAUCUUCACGCCCUACGGCUGGCUGGAGCCGUGGUCCGGCCAGCCUGCCCACCCGCCGCUCAACCUCUCGGCCAAGACCGAGCUGGUGGCCUGGGCGGUGUCCAACUGGAAGCCGGACUCGGCCAGGGUGCGCUACUACCAGAGCCUGAAGGCUCAUCUCAAGGUGGACGUGUAUGGACACUCCCACAAGCCCCUGCCCAAGGGGACCAUGAUGGAGACGCUGUCCCGGUACAAGUUCUAUCUGGCCUUCGAGAACUCCUUGCACCCCGACUACAUCACCGAGAAGCUGUGGAGGAACGCCCUGGAGGCCUGGGCCGUGCCCGUGGUGCUGGGCCCCAGCAGAGGCAACUACGAGAGGUUCCUGCCGCCCGACGCCUUCAUCCACGUGGACGACUUCCAGAGCCCCAAGGACCUGGCCCGGUACCUGCAGGAGCUGGACAAGGACCACGCCCGCUACCUGAGCUACUUUCGCUGGCGGGAGACGCUGCGGCCUCGCUCCUUCAGCUGGGCACUGGAUUUCUGCAAGGCCUGCUGGAAGCUGCAGCAGGAAUCCAGAACUCCUACGGGGCUUCAGCUCCCAGCUCAAACCUCCAGGAAGCCCAGACCACGUGACAGCCACCUUCAUAUUCUGCAAAUAUUGUGUCACGCACGUCGGUGUGAAGAAAGUCACCAAACAGGCUUUGUGUGAGCAAUAAAGCUUUUUAAUCACCUGGGUGCAGGCGGGCUGAGUCCAAAAAGAGAGUUAGCAAAGGGUGGUGGGAUUAUCAUUAGUUCUUAUAGGGUUGGGAUAGGCGGUGGAGUUAGGAGGAAUUUUUUGCGGGCAGGGGGUGGAUCUUACGAAGUACAUUCUCAUGGGCGCGGAGAAUAUUACAAAGUACCUUCUUAAGGGCAGGGGGAGGAUAUUACAAAGUACCUUCUCAAGGGCAGGGAGGGUGUAUUGUCACAAAGUCAAUUGAUCAAUUAGGGUGAGGCAGGAACCAAUCACAAUGGUGGGAUGUCAUCAGUUAAGGCAGGAACUGGCUAUUUUCACUUCUUUUGUGGAAAAAUACUGGCCCUCUGGAGCGGGGGCUGGAAUAUUGGUGGGUGUGGACGCAUUGGCUAUUUCUUUUGCUGUCCUGUCGACAUAGGUGUGGGGAAAAGCAAGAGAGAUCAGAUUGUCACUGUGUCUGUGUAGAAAGUAGUAGACAUGGGAGACUCCAUUUUGUUAUGUACUAAGAAAAAUUCUUCUGCCUUGAGAUUCUGUGACCUUACCCCCAACCCCGUGCUCUCUGAAACAUGUGCUGUGUCAAACUCAGGGUUAAAUGGAUUAAGGGCGGUGCAAGAUGUGCUUUGUUAAACAGAUGCUUGAAGGCAGCACGCUCCUUAAGAGUCAUCACCACUCCCUAAUCUCAAGUACCCAGGGACACAAAAACUGCGGAAGGCGGCAGGGCCCUCUGCCUAGGAAAGCCAGGUAUUGUCCAAGGUUUCUCCCCAUGUGAUAGUCUGAAAUACGGCCUCGUGGGAAGGGAAAGACCUGACCGUCCCCCAGCCCGACACCCGUAAAGGGUCUGUGCUGAGGAGGAUUAGUAUAAGAGGAAGGCAUGCCUCUUGCAGUUGAGACAAGAGGAAGGCAUCUGUCUCCUGCCCGUCCCUGGGCAAUGGAAUGUCUCGGUAUAAAACCCGAUUGUACGUUCCAUCUACUGAGAUAGGGAAAAACCGCCUUAGGGCUGGAGGUGGGACAUGCCGGCAGCAAUACUGCUUUGUAAAGCAUUGAGAUGUUUAUGUGUAUGCAUAUCUAAAAGCACAGCACUUAAUCCUUUACCUUGUCUAUGAUGCGAAGACCUUUGUUCACGUGUUUGUCUGCUGACCCUCUCCCCACUAUUGUCUUGUGACCCUGACACAUCCCCCUCUCGGAGAAACACCCACGAAUGAUCAAUAAAUACUAAGGGAACUCAGAGGCUGGUGGGAUCCUCCAUAUGCUGAACGCUGGUUCCCUGGGUCCCCUUAUUUCUUUCUCCAUACUUUGUCUCUGUGUCUUUUUCUUUCCUAAGUCUCUCGUUCCACCUUACGAGAAACACCCACAGGUGUGGAGGGGCA
Molecule: messenger RNA, 2812 nt
Organism: Gorilla gorilla gorilla (western lowland gorilla)
Lineage: Eukaryota; Metazoa; Chordata; Mammalia; Primates; Hominidae
Gene: FUT5
Product: fucosyltransferase 5
Exons: 3
Coding region: 207-1424 (405 amino acids)
Cellular component (GO): membrane
Molecular function (GO): alpha-(1->3)-fucosyltransferase activity
Source: RefSeq, a predicted model, not a curated record